Messenger RNA from Chiroxiphia lanceolata (lance-tailed manakin), 552 nucleotides. It is a transcript of the gene KRCC1, whose product is annotated as lysine rich coiled-coil 1. The record is from RefSeq and is a predicted model, not a curated record. Lineage: Eukaryota; Metazoa; Chordata; Aves; Passeriformes; Pipridae.
AUGGUGUGCUUUGAGUUUUGCCCCUCUUUUGCAGGUCUCUCUAACCUACAGAUUCCUCUUUUUUUUUCAGCCAUUGAGGCUGGUUAUUACUUGUGCCCAGUAUGUAAUGACACUUCCAUAGAAAUGUACCGGUCUCACAUGAAAGGAAAGAAGCACUGGAUUAAAGAUAAGAGCUCCAGCCAUUCAGAAUCUAAAGGCAACUACAGACUUGCGCUUGCUGAAACUUCUACCAGCUCCUACAGAAACGAACAGGAAUCUCAGAUAAAACAUUUCAAAGAAGAACACAUCAGUGAAGAGCCAGAGUACAAAAAAGAAGCCACAAAGCAGGAAAGAAAGAAAAAUAGUGAAGGUGCAGAUUGUGGAAAAGAAAACGAGACUAAAAAGAGAAUUAAAUUUAAGCUAGACUUGGUAAAUGAAAAGAAGUCAAGAACUUCUAAAGGCAAAACACUUAAGGAGAACCCCCCAAAGAAAGCAAAAAAUAAUAAGAAGCCUCAGGCAAAUAUCAAAACAGAAGAGGAGCUACCCUGGGAUGAGUCUAUCUUUGAAUAUUGA